ACACCGCAACGCCUCGCUUUCCCUCCCUCUUCCUCGCGCGCUCUCGCCUCCCAUGUAAGCAACGAAUCGGGGAGGAAAGGAAAAGCCCGUGCGGUUCUCUCCCGAGCUCGGCAAAGGAGCUUCGGACAGCGCCCACCCGCCGUCAGUGGUUGCAGAGGAAUAAUUCGGGGGCAGACCACUGAGCAGCGAGAGGCGGGUCGGGAGGAGCGGCAGGCGAUGGGCGGCGAGGCGAAGCCCGGGACCGGGAGGGGGAUCAAGAGCUGGGCGCAGCGGCACCUCAACGCCGGCUUCGCCGCCGGCUUCCUGCUCGUGCUCCUCACCUACCUCGUUGUCUCGCAGCAGUUCGCCGUCACCGCGCCCAACGCUGUCGCUACGAAGGGGUCGCGGAUUGCGGAUAAGAAGCAGGUGAUCGGAGGUGCCGGCGACGCAGAGGUCGAGAAGAAAAGGGAGCAGGAAUGGCAGCCCAAAACGGCGGCGGAGGAGCUAGACAAGAAGGAUGCGUCGGGUGCCGUCCCAACCGAGGAGUCUCCGAAAAGAGACGACGCAGACCCCAAACCGCUCGAGACGGACAAGGUGGUGUGCAACACGGACGGCCCCGUCUCCGAGACCUGCGACCUCGACGGCGACGUCCGCGUCAACGGCAGCGCCCUGUCCGUGACCUUCGUCCCGUCGAGCCCGUCGGAGCGCCGGGAGUGGAGGAUCCGGCCGUACUCGCGGCGGACCAUGACGGGCGUCGACAGGGUCACCGUGACGCGGCUGGGGUCCCCGCAGGACCCCGCGGCGGCGGCGGCGGCGCCGUGCGCGGUGACACACGACCUGCCGGCCGUGCUGUUCGCGCUCGGCGGGCUCACGGGCAACUACUGGCACGACUUCAGCGACGUGCUGGUGCCGCUGUUCGCGGCGUCGCGGCGGUACGGCGGGGAGGUCCUGUUCCUGGUCAGCAACAUCCAGCCGUGGUGGCUGGGCAAGUACGAGGCCGUCGUGCGCCGGCUGUCCAGGUACGACGCCGUGGACCUGGACCGGGACAAGCAGAUGCGGUGCUUCAGGCACCUCACCGUGGGGCUGCGCCUGCACAAGGAGCUCAGCAUCGUACCGGAGCUGGCGCCGGGGGGCCACCGCCUGACCAUGGCCGACUUCACCGCGUUCCUGCGCGAGACGUACGAGCUCCCGCGCGCCACGCCGCUCAGCCUGAGGCAGUUCCCGGACCGGAAGCCGCGGCUUCUGCUGAUCCACCGCGCGCACUACCGCCGGUUCGAGAACGUGCCGGAGAUCAGGAAGGCGGCUGAGGCGGCGGGGUUCGAGGUGACCGUGGCGAGCCCGCGCGCCGACGCUCCCCUGGAGGAGACGGCGCGGGCGGUGAACUCGCACGACGUGCUGCUGGGCGUGCACGGCGCCGGGCUGACGAACGCGGUGUUCCUGCCGCCCGGCUCGGUGGUGAUCCAGGUGGUGCCGUACGGCAAGCUGGAGCGCAUGGCGCGGACGGACUUCGGCGAGCCCGUCGCCGACAUGGGCCUGCGGUACCUGGAGUACAGCGUGGCGGCGGAGGAGAGCACGCUGCUGGGGAUGCUGGGGCCGGACCACCCGGUGAUCAAGGACCCCGAGGCCGUCCACCGCAGCGGCUGGGACAAGGUCGCCGAGUACUACCUCGGCAAGCAGGACGUGCGCAUCGACGUGAACCGGUUCGCGCCCACGCUCGCGCAGGCGAUCGACCACCUCCGGCAGCGGUAGGCCGCCGCCCGGGGGACGACGGUACAUUCGUGUCCGGCGACGGCGUGUCGCCGUUGGGCCAAGGAAAGCGCAGGGGUCCGCGAAGACAAGGAACGUAUACUGUAUGCACUUGCAUUUGCAGAUAGGAUAGCUUCGAAUUUAAAGCGAUUUGGUACAGAAUUCGAGCGAGGCAUUCUUUGAAUUUGUUGUCUAGAGCAUGUAAAUGAAUUGUUAGCGCAUCGAUCUGGUAGAGCAGCCGUCAAAUGAAGUUGUUUGAUUUGGUCUUU
Molecule: messenger RNA, 1994 nt
Organism: Panicum hallii
Lineage: Eukaryota; Viridiplantae; Streptophyta; Magnoliopsida; Poales; Poaceae
Exons: 4
Coding region: 217-1728 (503 amino acids)
Molecular function (GO): glycosyltransferase activity
Source: RefSeq, a predicted model, not a curated record